Messenger RNA from Stomoxys calcitrans (stable fly), 3206 nucleotides. RefSeq names its product synaptotagmin-1. Gene Ontology annotation, molecular function: calcium ion binding; clathrin binding; calcium-dependent phospholipid binding. The record is from RefSeq and is a predicted model, not a curated record. Gene Ontology annotation, biological process: regulation of calcium ion-dependent exocytosis; calcium-ion regulated exocytosis; regulation of dopamine secretion. NCBI's taxonomy places the organism in Eukaryota, Metazoa, Arthropoda, Insecta, Diptera, Muscidae. The transcript has 7 exons. Bases 653 to 2122 code for a protein of 489 amino acids.
CGUGCCUACGAGUGGUGUGUGCAUGUGUGUCGCAUUGGCUGACGAAGUGUUUGUUUUGGCCAAACAACACCAAAAACCUCCAUUACACACCAAUGAAAUGGCGAACGCAAAGUUGUACGAGAGAACACACAGAGGAGCAUGAAAACAUGUACGCUGCUGGGCGAAUUAUUGGGCAGCUGUCAGUUUAGUUUUUACCUCAGUGGCACAAACAUCAGCAGACGAAUAGGCUCUUAGCUCAGAAAAGUAAUUUUCAGUAAAUACACACAAACAUAUACUCAUUGGGCACAAAAGGGAAGAACAAGCAAAAAUGGUUUAAAACUAGAAAGAAAAAAAUAGAAAAAACUAUGAUUGAAACAUAGAGAAUUUUAAGUGUUUUCUUUCAUCAAGUGAUUCCUUAAGGAGAACAACUCUUUGGCAAAUUGGUGCAAUUAACUUUUGUAUACUGGUCUUCUAGAGAAAUGCAGAUUUUCAUCAUAUCAUAGGCUGCCUGGGCCAAUUGAUAAGAUAAAUGCUAACAUAUUGUAAGGUUUGACUGCAGCAACAACAAUAAUUUUGCUUUUACAACAAAAAGUUUCGUCUCGCUUUUUUUUACUACAAACAACAAAGGUUUCAUCCUAACUAAUCACACAAGUACUCCAACAAACUCACCACCAUGGAUAUUGUUAUACGUGAAGAGGACAUCUCAUUGGCUCAAGUGGGCGUUUAUGCAUCACUAUCCUUUUUAGUGGUUUCAGUCAUGGGUUUUGGUCUCUAUGCCACAUGUUCCAGACGUUAUCGUUUAAAUUGGUUCGAGAAGACCCUUCUCGAGUCGGCAAAUCCCAAAGAUGAUGAAGAGCAGUGUCGAGAUGCAUUGGUGGCCGCAGCUUCUGGUUAUAAUGUGGAUAAUAUCAGCGAAUGUUCACGUUCCCUAGCUGGAGGCGUAGGCGGAGGAGGGGGUGGUAAGGGUAAUGUUACACCCUCAUCAAUAAAUACAGAUGAUACUUCAUUUUGGAUUCCACCACCGUCAAAGACAAUACAGCAGCAGGUCUCAACCUCUGCCGACGAAUCGCCACCUUCAACACCCACCUCGCCAACGGGUAGCAUGAAAUCGAAUACUUUCUCCAUAACAUCAUGCACUUCAGUGCCCAUAGCACGAAAUGAAAAACAUGUAGUGCUAGCCAUGGGACCCACCAGACCCAAGGUUUCAUCGAUGAAUGCCAAACUGGAUCAUACGAAAAUCGAUAUGUCCUUAUAUAGAACAAAAUCCUUGCAAAAAGACAGCACAAAGACCACAAAUGAAGAGAUGAAGGGCAGUAUUCAUGUUAGCAUAAUGUAUGAUCCACAUGCUGGAAUUUUGUCUGUUCGCUUGAUUGAGGCCCAAGAUCUGCAUUCCCGCCAUUUGAGUGGCACUGCUGAUCCUUAUGCCAAGAUCAGAUUAUUGCCGGAGAAGAAGAAUUUCUGGCAAACAAGAAUACACAAGAAGACCUUGUGUCCGGUAUUCGAUGAAGAUUUUGUUUUCGAAGAAAGCCCCAUCUCAAUUGCCAAACGGGUAAUUGAAAUUUUGAUAUAUGAUUUCGAUGCAUACUCUCGACAUGUGUGCAUCGGAGGAGCCCAAAUACCUUUGGCUGAUUUAGAUUUGACUAAGAAGGAGAAAUUCUGGACCCCAUUAGGGGCAUGCGCUGAACAGGACAUGAAAGUUGAUUUGGGCGAUGUAAUGAUGACCUUGGCCUAUUUGCCCUCCGCUGAACGAUUGACAGUGGUUCUUAUAAAAGCCAGAAAUUUGAGAAUAGUCGAUGAUUCUCGCAAUUCAUCGGAUCCCUAUAUCAAAGUGGUAUUAAUGGUACCGGGAAAGAAGAACAAGAAACGCAAAACAGGAGUUAUAAGAAACACCAUAAACCCUGUUUAUAAUGAGGCAUUGACAUUUGAUGUCAAUAAGGAGGCUUUGAAGAAUGCCACUUUGGAAUUGACAGUGGUGCAUGAUGGAUUACUGGGCUCCAAUGAAGUUUUGGGACGUGCCAUCCUAGGCAGUGGUCCCGAUGUACGCCCUGAAGAGAAACUAUUCUUUGAGGAAAUGUUCCGCUCCAAAAAUGCCACAGCCCAAUGGGUGCCCCUGCAAGAUGUUAAUAACACACGUUCCAACUAAACAUAGACGCAUGUGGAAACCAUAGCUGUAGCGAAACAAAUGAUUGGUGUCUUUGCUAGUGACCAUAAAACAAAAUCCACAGCGAUGUUAACAGUUUGAGGGUGACUGGCAAGAAUGCAGGCAGGCUGUUAGGCCUUUGACGAACAUCAACUGUUAUGUGAGCUGUUGUUCAAUGUUAGAACUUUUGUAAUAACAUGUUAGGGAGCAUGUUAAUGUUGUUAACAGCAUAUUGUGAAAAGGGAAUCAAGUUCAAAAUACGAUAGGAUUUGCAGGGAUAUUUUAAGCCAAAUCUUCAAAAAAAAAAAUUGUUAACCAAAAUAUUUAAAGAAAAACUCUAUAUAUUUAAUUGUUUAAAAACGCUGAAAAUAUCGUUGAAAAAAAAACCCCGAACUUAAAGUGACGAAUACAAAUACACUUAGAAAAAGAAAAAGAAAACAAACCAAACAAUUAUUAAAUGUGCUUUAAUAUUUGUGGCGCAAACUCCCCUUCCCCCUUCAACAAAAAAAAGAAAGACAAAAAAUUAACAUUUCAAAUUGUGUGACAUUCGAAGAAACCAAAAAACCAUUUUUAAAAUCAAUGUUUUUUAUGGUAGAAAUCGAUAUAAACAAAAAUUCGUAAAAUUGGUAAUGAGACGAAAACUCAUAAAUACAUACAAAUACAACACGUACAUAUUAUUUAUUAUGGUUUAUCUAUAUGUCCAUAUGUACCUCACUUUAUAUAGUAAAACUUCUAAAGAAAAAAAUUAUUAAAAAAAAAAAAUAUAUGAACCAUUCAUUCAUUGGGAAGCGUUUAUUCGAUGCCAUCAAAACAAAAAAUUGUCAUUAUUCUAUUGGUGUCCACCCAUGUUACCUUAACUUAUAAGUCUUUUUGUAAAAAAAAAACCCCAAAAAUAGGGAAAAUUAUAGAUUUUAUGUACACUUUUCCAAAAAGAGCGACAAACAAACAAACAUUUGCCAGUACUUAAGUAUUUACAUUUCAUACGUACAUACAUACAUUCCAAAAACAUCCUACAUAAACAUUUGUAAUGUCUAAGAAAAAAUAAUUUAACAAAAAUAUUGCAAAUUGCAUUAUAUAUAUAUUCUUA